Messenger RNA from Cladophialophora bantiana CBS 173.52, 1509 nucleotides. RefSeq lists its product as uncharacterized. The transcript is spliced from 5 exons. Lineage: Eukaryota; Fungi; Ascomycota; Eurotiomycetes; Chaetothyriales; Herpotrichiellaceae. Gene Ontology annotation, biological process: carbohydrate transport; transmembrane transport. The record is from RefSeq and is a predicted model, not a curated record. Gene Ontology annotation, molecular function: carbohydrate:proton symporter activity. Bases 1 to 1509 code for a protein of 502 amino acids. Gene Ontology annotation, cellular component: membrane.
AUGUCACUCACUACCGGAACGGCAGAUAUGGACAAGGAUAUUGAGAUCAGAAAAGAGCCUGUUGGCCUGAUUGCCACGGCGUCUAUUGACGACAUCAACGCCGAGGCACGUGCUGCCACCGACAAAGAGCAUGGACAUUCUUUCUGGGAAGCUGCAAGGCUGUACCCAGCGGCUGUCGGGUGGUCUCUUUUCUUCUCAAUUGGCGUUAUAAUGUGUGCCUUUGAUCCACAACUUUUGGGCCAGCUCUAUGCGACGCCAGCGUUUCAGCGCGAUUUUGGGUAUCUCUAUGAAGGAAGCUAUAUCGUCUCGGCUCCAUGGCAAACUGGCCUGAGCAUGGGUUCUCCUAUCGGCCAAGUCGUGGGAGCCUUCUUCGCGGCUAUACCAAUGGAGCUCUUUGGACGCAAGAAGACCUUUGGAGCUUGUGUCAUUCUCACCACUGGUUUCGUCUUUAUCCAGUUCUUUGCGAGAUCACUUCCUGUCCUUCUUGCCGGUGAACUCCUUGGAGGGUUGGUCUUGGGAAGCUAUGCUGUUAUCGCCCCAGCGUACGCUUCGGAGGUUUGCCCUCUAGCCCUCAGAGGUGUUCUUACGUCCUGCACGAACAUCUGCUUCGUGACAGGCCAGUUGAUUGCAAAUGGUGUCAUCGCUGGAACCCAUGUGCUCGACAGUCAUUGGGCCUAUAGUGCGCCAUUUGCCAUCCAAUGGCUUUGGCCACUAGUUAUUCUGAUUGGUUUGCCGUUUGCUCCUGAAAGUCCUUGGUGGCUGCAACGACAAGGUCGAUUCGAGGAUGCUGAGAAGGCUCUCAAGCGACUGGCCUCGCCAAAGGUCGAUGUUCGACCGACACUGGCCAUGAUCAUCGAGACCGAUCGAUUGGAGAGGGAAAUUGAGGCGGGAUCCACUUACUGGGAUUGUUUCAAAAAGGUCAACAUUCGCCGAACAGAGAUUGCCGUUGGUGUCUACACCAUCCAAGUCCUUUCCGGCAUCUAUCUUGUGGGAUAUGCCACUUACUUCUUCACCCUUGCUGGCCUGCCCUCCGACCAAGCGUUCAACAUGGGCGUCGGCUUCCUCGCAAUCGGCUUCGUUGGCACCUGUCUCUCCUGGAUAUUGCUGAUUUACUUUGGUCGGCGAACAAUCUACAACACGGGCCUCGCUCUACUGGCAGUGCUGCAAAUCAUCAUCGGAAUCCUCGACUGCGCGCCCAAUUACGAUAACAGGCCGUCCAUUUCUUGGGCGCAAAGUGUCCUGAUGCUGAUCUGGAACUUCAUCUACGACCUGUCCAUCGGACCUGUGUGCUUCGUCCUGCUCUGCGAAGUCUCGGCCACUCGGGUCCGCGGAAAAACCAUCGCAAUCGCCACGGCCGUUCAGGCAACCGCGGGCAUCGUCAUGACCGUGGCCAUUCCCUACAUGAUCAACCCCGACCAAGCGGACAUGCGAGGAAAGCUUGGCUUCUUCUUUGGCGGACUUGCAGCGCUGUGUUUGACUUGGUCGUACUUCCGAGUCCCUGAAUUGUGA